AUGAGUUUUCUCAAAGGCAUCAAAGAUACCGUAGCAUCGGCAGCUGAUCAAAUCGGUGACGUUUUGGAACAUGCUGAACAUAAAGUGGAAGAGAGUGCCAAAUGGGUGGCCGACGGCGCUAAAGGUGCCUACGAUGCCACAGCCGAAAAAACUGCAGAGGGCGCUUCUUGGGUGACCGAUACAGCUAAAGGAGCCUAUGACACGACUACGGGGGCAGUAUCAGAGGCAGCUCACGUCGUUGGCGAGAAGACCACUGACACAGCACAUGCUAUUGGUGGCGUGUUGGGAGAGACAAAGGAAGUGGCCAGUGAUGCGGUGGAAUCCGCAAAGGAUCACACCGCUAACGCUGCUAAGGCCGUCAGUGAUUUCAUUUUUGGUGGAAAGAAAGAAGCUGAUCAUGCAGUUGACCAGGUAGAAAAACACCUAGAGAAAGCUGAGGCCGAUUUAUAUGACCCCUCCAAACACCCCUCGCAUGAAGCAGGACAUACCGGCCAAGAACCAAAGGCUGGUGGUUUCGGAAUAUUCGAUACAGUCAAAGGUGCCUAUGAUGUUGCAGCUGAAAAAACUGCCGAGGCUACUUCGUGGGUAAGCGAUACAGCUAAGGAAGCCUACGACGCGACUACUGAAAAAGUGUCUGAGGCAGGCCAUGUCGUUGGCGAGAAGACGUCUGACACAGCACACGCCGUUGGUGGAGUGCUGGGUGAAACAAAGGAACUCGUCGGUGAUGCGGUGGAAGCGGCUAAAGACAAAACCGCCAACGCCGCGAAGGCUGUAGGAGAUUUCAUAUUUGGUGAGAAAAAGGAAGCUGAGGAACAUUUGGACAAAGCCAAGGCUGGUGCUUUUGGAAUUUUCGAUUCAGUCAAAGGUGCAGUCUCAGGUGUUGGUGAGAAAAUCGGUCAUGUUGCCGAAUCAGCGACUGGAGCUGUCGGAAGUGCACUGGAAGGAGUCAAAGAUACCACAGUCUCGGCAUAUGACAAGACAAAGGAAACUGUGUCGGACCUUUCAUCGGCGACUCAGGAAAAAGCUAGCCACCUCGGCGAGGGUGUCAAAGAUGUGCUACAUACUACCACUGACAAAGUCUCCGAGGGCGCUUCAUGGCUUGGCGAUUCGGCCAAGGGCGCAUACCAUGCGACUACUGGGGCUUUGUCUGAGGGCGCUUCGUGGGUCGGCGAAUCCGCUAAGGGAGCGUUAGACACAACUACUGGAAAACUAGCGGAGGGCGCUUCAUUGGUCGGAGACACUGCAAAAAGUGCCUACGAGACUGCUACAGAAAAACUAUCGGAGGGUGCCACAUGGGUUGGAGAUUCUGCGAAGGGUGCGUAUGAUACCACUACAGGGAAGCUUCAUGAGGUAUGUGAAAUUUCUUUCCAUAGUAGCGCUUUGGGAUAA
Haemonchus placei is the source of this 1389-nucleotide messenger RNA. Lineage: Eukaryota; Metazoa; Nematoda; Chromadorea; Rhabditida; Trichostrongylidae. The record is from the annotation of a GenBank genome assembly.